This is a messenger RNA of Cavenderia fasciculata, 1176 nucleotides long. RefSeq lists its product as uncharacterized. Lineage: Eukaryota; Evosea; Eumycetozoa; Acytosteliales; Cavenderiaceae. The record is from RefSeq and is a predicted model, not a curated record. The coding region runs from base 1 to 1176 and encodes 391 amino acids. The transcript has 4 exons.
AUGACAAGUAGCAAUAGCAACAAAGAGACUUGUGAAAAGUUAUUAACAGAGUAUUUUGACGAAUAUACAUUACUCACUCAAUUGAGAAGUCAAUUAAACGAUGCCUUAAAGAAUGGUUACUUUUUAAUAACUAAAUCAAGAAAUACAAUGGGUUUGAAAUCACUUGGUCAAUUACAAUAUCCAGAGAAUAUGAAACCAACUAUUAAACUUGAAAUUCCAAAAGAUGGUUAUAAUAUUGAUAAUGUACAUAAUGAAAUAUCAUAUCAUGAAAUUCAAACUGAUAUAAAAAAGAACAAUAACAACAAUAAUAAUGGCAAUAAUAAUAAUAAUAAUAAUAAUAAUAAUGGUAAUAAUGAAACUGGUGAAAAUGAAUCGACGACUCGUAGAAGAACAAAAUUCAAUAAGGAACCAGAGAUUUCAGUGGAUCCAAAGACAGGUACCACUACAAUGGGAUCAAUUGAAAGAUUAUUAAGUUCAUCUUCAAUUGACCAAGAAAGUGACAGUGAUAGCGAUUCAGACGAUGAAAAUAAUGACGACAAUAGCGAUGACAAUGAAAAUAAUAAUGGUAAUGAAAAUAGUGGCGAAAAGAAAUCUACUCCACGUAAACCAAAGAGGCGAACAACCGAGUUAAAGGCCAAUCCAAUCUUUUGGUUUGGAUAUUUAACUCCUGCCACUUUAAAACAAUCACAACUUUAUUUUAAGCAAGUAGUAAUAGGAUUAGUGCUAGGAUUAGCAUCAGCAUCAGAUCCCAGAUGUCUAUCGCAAUUGGCACCAUAUUUUAAUGGACAGAAACAAAGAGUACAAAUGACAGUAGUAAUGCCAAAUGGAAAUGUAGUGUUUACGCGUAACGACCUCUACUACUUUCCUCAGGGUCACUUCUUGACCAAUGGGGAUUCAUUCAGUGUGGUAACCAGUGACAAUGAAGACUGUGCAAACUCAAAGGUUCAGCCCUUUGCAGAGACAAAGCCCUCAAUUUCCUUUUACGACCGAAGCGGUAUCGUAUUGAAUCAAGAUGGUACAUGCAGUAUGACACCACUCUGGAAAGACCCAUCAUCGCCAGGAUUCAACCUUGAACUUCAAUGUUCUCCAAGUGGAAUGAAUUAUGCUUGGUCAAAUGACCAUUUCUUUGCUUUUAACUUUAAGGCUGCUGGUUCAAAAACUGGAGAAGCUUGUUAA